CCGAAUUCCGAUCUACAUCUUUUGUAAAGUUUAUGAGAUUCGAAGUGUCUGGGGAGAGUGAUUUUAAAAUAAUAAGUAAAAUAAAUAUCUGGUUUUAGUUAUAAUAUAAUUAAAUUAUUGCGAGCAAUAUGGUAACUAUAGUUAAUCUUAAAGGAUUUGAUGAGUUUGCUAGUUACACUGAAAACAUAGAUCCAAAUGGUCCCAUGACUCUUUUCUACUUCAGCGGGUCGAAGACUGAUAAUGGGAAGAGUUGGUGUCCUGAUUGCGAAGUGGCUGAACCAAUAGUCAAAGCAUUUUUGGGUGAACUAAAGAAAAAUGUGACUUUUGUGUUUGUUGAUGUUGGUGAUAGAGAUUAUUGGAAAGAAAAAACAUGUCCAUUCCGAUUGGAUAGUCGCACAAGACUAAUGGUUAUUCCAACAAUAAUUAAAUGGAAAGGUGUUCAAAGACUAGAAGGUUCCCAGUGUAAUAAUAGGGAACUGCUACAAAUGCUAUUUGAAGAUGAGGAUGAUUAAUUUUUUUUUACAUAUUAAUAAUAAUGAUAUACAGUAACAUUUACUAUUAUUGUAUUUGGUAUACAGUACCUUUUCUUGUCCAUAACAUUAAAUGGUUAUGGAGUUUCAAUGUCGUUAGUAUAUUUAUUGUUGUUCAUUGGUUUUUAAGUGGGAGGAAUAAACACAUUAUUGUAUGUAAA
Molecule: messenger RNA, 691 nt
Organism: Pieris napi
Lineage: Eukaryota; Metazoa; Arthropoda; Insecta; Lepidoptera; Pieridae
Product: thioredoxin domain-containing protein 17-like
Exons: 3
Coding region: 129-512 (127 amino acids)
Cellular component (GO): cytosol
Molecular function (GO): zinc ion binding; protein-disulfide reductase [NAD(P)H] activity; DNA binding
Source: RefSeq, a predicted model, not a curated record